ACAGUUCCCGUUGGGCUCAUGUCGCGAUAGUGGUGUAAACCAAUUUUUUUACGCUAACGUGCCAAUUUAUCUGCCAUUUGUGAUUUCAGGGAACGGGGACGCUUGCUGUAAAUAUAAGAACGCUUUAUCUCGCACAUUAUCUCCUUCUGGUGGUUGCUCGAACCGGACUUAUUUGAAAAAGCGACCUAGCUAACGAGAGCGUUAGCAAACCAGCGUCAGGGAUGGCGGAGGUUCCAGGGACUUCAAGUGAGACUAUAACGGAGACCGUUUCAACCAACACGCCGCCACCACCCCAACAGGAGGGACGGAGCCUUACCAUCAAGCUGAGGAAGAGAAAGACUGAGAAAAAAGUGGAGUGGUCUAGUGACACGGUUGACAAUGAGCACCUUGGAAGGCGAUCUUCAAAAUGUUGCUGUGUGUAUGAGAAGCCCAGACAGUUUGGAGAGUCCUCCUCUGAAAGCGAGGGAGACGAUGAUGACGAAGGUUGCGGGAGCGCACACUGUAUCCUGGGGCAUGGCAGAGGACAUGGACAGAGGGGAGGUGGUGGGUCGACAGUGCCUCCUAACUCUGGAGGAUCAAAAACCCACGAAUGAUUUUGGCUAGCAUGUUUUUGGGAUGAGGGAUUUGUGACCAUAAUAACACAUUGCAAAACCACACUCACUUCUGUUAAGUUCCACCUUUUGGUUAUUGUGAGAUAAGUGUAAAGGAAAAGCUAUGGAAAACCAGAGAGUAGAAAGGCAAAGAAAAAGACACCAUUUGGCAAAGCAUUGGUCCCUCUUAACAAAAUGGCAGUUUAUGUGUAGAGUGCAACACUUAAGCUUUUUUGAAUACCUUAUUUAUUUGUUUAUCUUAAUGAUUUAGUACUUAAUACUUGACAUGCAGUUGAACAUACUGUGCUUUGUAACGAUGUUAUUUCAAAAUUGGAGCAUGAGGAUUUUACCAGAGUGGCUUCGUAUCAGUUAAGAUUUGAGCCUACCUGGUGUUGAUCUCCAUAUGAAGAAAAAUCUCUUUCCUGUUCUCAGUAUGAUGGGGGAACACUUUUAAAAUGACCCAAAGCUGGGCAUCUGGGUAGCGUGGCGGUCUAUUCCGUUGCCUACCAAGUCAAGUCAAUUUUACUUGUAUAGUCCAAUAUCAAAAAUUAAAAAUUUGCCUCAAGGGGCUUAACAAACACAGAGAUCGCCGGUUCAAAUCCCCGUGUUACCUCCGGCUUGGUCGGGUAUCCCUGCAGACACAAUUGGCCGUGUCUGAGGGUGGGAAGUCGGAUGUGGGUUUGUGUCCUGAUCGCUGCACUAGCGCCUCCUCUGGUCAGUCAUGGCGCCUGUUCAGGGAGGAGGGGGAACUGGGGGGAAUAGCGUGAUCCUCCCAUGUGUUACGUCCCCCUGGUGAAACUCCUCACUGUCAGGUGAAAAGAAGCGGCUGGUGACUCCACAUGUAUGGGAGGAGACAUGUGGUAGGUAGUCUGCAGCCCUCCCGGCUCAGCAGAGGGGGUGGAGCAGAGACCGGGACGGCUCGGAAGAGUGGGGUCAAGUACAAUCGGGGGGAAAUAAAGUAAAUAAAUAAAAUGACCCAAUGCCAAUUGCAAGUCUGAUGCCAAUCAUUAUCAAGGCAGUUUGCACCAUUAGUAUGAGCUAAUUGGUGCUGUACCCUCGCAGGGUACCGAUGGAAACUAUCAAAUCUGCUGUGGCGACCCCUAGGAAACAGGGAACAAGCUGAAAGAAGAAGAGUAUAACCUCUUAGCUAAAAUAUAAUGGGAAAGUAAAAUAGCGCUGGUACCAAUCAAUCAGGUUCAAAACAAAAAAAAUCUUUGUUGAAAUCUUCUGGCAUUGUUGAAUUUGGACGGACUUGAUCCUAAGUAAUCCCAAGAUUAGUACAAGUGAUUGCUCUGCCCUGCCUAGCGCCUCUAAAAUUAAAUGGAGUAUUCCUCACCAUCUGUGGAAUAUUCAAAAUAUAAAAAUUUACACAAGGACUUCUGAAACUGUACAUUGAGGCCUAUUUCAUUUGCAUUCGGUUUGAUAGGAAUCAUUCAUGGGUGCAGCGGUGAUAUCUGCCGCAUCUUCCACUAGUUUUUGAUUGUGUAAUGAAUGUGUACGUUUUUCUUUUUAAUGAAAACUCAUAUCCUAAAUGGAUAACUGCAGAGGGGUAUGAAUAUAGAUAUCUCUUAGGGAAUUUAUGGCCAUCGUAUAUAAUUUAGUCUCUAUCCCAGGAACUAAAUCGUAAUGCUGGAAAGCAGACGAACGUUUGUCUCAAUUUUUCUGCUUCUGUUGGCAGGGACGGAGAACCAUAGAAAACUAGGAUGUUGAAGUAUGAGAGGCAAAGGCAGAAGAAAGGAAUUGUCAAGGCUGACGGGAGAAUUAUAAGUCAGUUCAUAUGAAAAUGUUCAUCUUUGUUAGUGCACUCAAGUCAAUUCACUCUUUACUAUAAAGCACCUGAACAUUACUUUUAAAGUAAGCUGCAUCUUGAUCAAAAACAGCUGUAAAUUUAGACUGCAGGCUUUCCAUCCUACUGGAGGUCUGUGAAUAUUAAUGCUUUGAACCACUUUGUUAUGCAAGGCUGAUGUGUUUCUAUUAGGGUGAGAUAAGUGAAGUACACACCUUGCAAUGAUAUAUAUAUAAUGAGGCAACAAUAUGGACACGGUGUAUAAAUACUGGCCCAGGCUUUGUAUUCUAGUGUAUGGCACAGUCUGAUCAGAUCUCCCAGUCUACAUCAUCUUUAGUGGUUCCCAACAGCACUGCUUGUGUUAGAUAUGUGACAGUACUGUGAAUUACAGUGUUCAUGCACAUGCCACAGUUUUCUAAUGCGUCAGUACACUUGUAUUUACAUUGUUACAUAUGUACAUGGGUCUUGAAGUUGUCAUGCAUUCUGUAUAUACUAUAAAGCAUCUGAGAGCAGAUUUACGUAUGUGAAUAAAAUUUUGAAUC
Lampris incognitus (smalleye Pacific opah) is the source of this 2918-nucleotide messenger RNA. It is a transcript of the gene ppp1r11, whose product is annotated as protein phosphatase 1, regulatory (inhibitor) subunit 11. Gene Ontology annotation, molecular function: protein serine/threonine phosphatase inhibitor activity; protein phosphatase 1 binding. The transcript is spliced from 3 exons. NCBI's taxonomy places the organism in Eukaryota, Metazoa, Chordata, Actinopteri, Lampriformes, Lampridae. The record is from RefSeq and is a predicted model, not a curated record. Gene Ontology annotation, cellular component: nucleus. Bases 222 to 593 code for a protein of 123 amino acids.